AUGAGCUCAAGCAGCAGUAGCAACGAGGAGCAGACGCCGCGGUGGAAGGUCGCCGCGGUCGUGUCCUUCUUCAUGGCCGUGGCCAUCGUCAUGGUCAUUGUCAACAAAUGGGUCCUCAAGUCGUCCGACCUCCCGCUCACCUUCCUCUUCCUGCAGCUCGUGAUCGCCGUUGUCCUGUUGUACGCCUGGGGCGGGGCGUCGCGCACCCAGUGGACCGUGCCCCGGUGGUCAAAGGACAUGGUCGGCAAGAUGCUGCCCGUGGCGGCCGUCAACGUCGUCGGCCUCGCCUUCAACAUCUACUGCCUGCGCCUCGUCGACGCCUCGUACUUCCAGGUCGCCCGCGGGCUCACCCUGCCCAUGACUAUCGCGCUGCAGGCCGCGCAGACCGGCACCCGGCCCACCCGCGACACGCUCAUUGCAUGCGCCCUCGUCACCUGGGGCUUUACGUUCUCGUUCCUCCCCUUCCCGCUCGGUGCGGGCGCCACUGGCUCGGCGGCCGAAGCCCCAGCCCUCGGAAUGGUGCUUGGCAUCGCUUCCGCUGCCAUGGUCGCUGUGCACGCCGUGCUCAUCAAGUCGGCGCUGCGGCACCUCGAUGGGAGUGCGCUGGACCUCGCCUACUGGACGAAUGCGCUCAGCGCGGUAGCCAUCGUGCCCCCCGUGCUCCUGGCCGAGUCUGGGCGGAUCUACGCCCUCUUGGCUGGAACAGAGGGUGACCUGCGGGCGUUUGCGAUCGGCAGUCUCGUGACGGGCGUCGUCGGCUUCCUCAUCUGCAUCGCGGGCCUCCUCAGCAUCAAGGUGACCUCGCCCGUGACGCACAUGUUCUCUUCGGCGGUGCGCUCGGUCCUGCAGACGAUUCUUGGCGUUCAGUUGUUUGGGGACCUUCUCAACACCUCGCGCGUCGCGUCGAUCAUCCUCAUCCUUCUCGGUACCCUUUUGUACACCUGGCACAAGGCGCAGGGCGCUCCACCCGCCGCGGCGCCCAAGCCGUCCGAUCAGGCCGCGGCCGAGGAGGCGCGGGCCGAGAGCGAGGGGCUCACGGCAGAGAAGAGCGAGGCGUGA
Vanrija pseudolonga is the source of this 1059-nucleotide messenger RNA. RefSeq names its product GDP-fucose transporter 1 (gene slc35c1). NCBI's taxonomy places the organism in Eukaryota, Fungi, Basidiomycota, Tremellomycetes, Trichosporonales, Trichosporonaceae. Bases 1 to 1059 code for a protein of 352 amino acids. Gene Ontology annotation, molecular function: antiporter activity; GDP-fucose transmembrane transporter activity. The record is from RefSeq and is a predicted model, not a curated record. Gene Ontology annotation, cellular component: Golgi apparatus. The transcript is spliced from 4 exons. Gene Ontology annotation, biological process: protein O-linked glycosylation via fucose; GDP-fucose import into Golgi lumen.